Messenger RNA from Aspergillus homomorphus CBS 101889, 2090 nucleotides. It is a transcript of the gene vac8, whose product is annotated as protein anchor VAC8. Gene Ontology annotation, cellular component: fungal-type vacuole membrane. Bases 198 to 1940 code for a protein of 580 amino acids. Gene Ontology annotation, molecular function: protein binding; protein-membrane adaptor activity. The record is from RefSeq and is a predicted model, not a curated record. NCBI's taxonomy places the organism in Eukaryota, Fungi, Ascomycota, Eurotiomycetes, Eurotiales, Aspergillaceae. The transcript is spliced from 6 exons. Gene Ontology annotation, biological process: vacuole inheritance; nucleus-vacuole junction assembly.
UCUUUCGUCUCUGUUACCGAGUUGCUCUUGCCCAUACACCGCCUUGUGCUUGAUGCAAUAAGGGAAGCAAUCAGGAAACCUCGUGAUCAUCUUCCAAUCCGUGACCGCACUCGCGCGUCCUCUCGCUACUCGUCGUUCGUAAAAGCCAUUGCUUGCGGGGCCCCUUCCUGGUCCUGCAGGCUGUUACAACCAGAGACAUGAGUGGAAUUACGAAUGCUUGUUUGUCUUGCUUAUCGACGGUGGAUCGUUGGUGUCAUAUCUCAGCAUGCCUCGGCCCGAUCGGUGGUCGGUCUAGGGAUGGGAUUUAUGAGUCCACUUUAGCAGACAAUGAACGGGAAGCAGUCUCCGACUUGCUGCAAUUUCUUGACGCGCAACAACGCCAAGAGGUGGAUUUCUUCAAUGGCGAGCCUCUCCGGGCCCUGAGCACCCUGGUGUAUUCCGACAAUGUUGAGCUUCAGCGAAGUGCAAGUUUGACCUUUGCGGAGGUCACAGAGCGAGACGUGCGCGAAGUUGAUCGAGACACUCUCGAGCCUAUUCUUUUCUUGCUACAGAGCUCCGACAUCGAAGUGCAACGGGCGGCCAGUGCAGCGCUAGGCAACCUAGCUGUGAACGCGGAGAACAAGGUUUCAAUCGUCGCACUGGGAGGCCUGGCUCCUCUAAUACGGCAGAUGAUGUCGCCCAAUGUUGAAGUACAAUGCAAUGCGGUUGGAUGUAUUACAAACCUGGCUACCCAUGAAGAUAACAAAGCAAAGAUCGCCCGGUCCGGCGCUUUGGGUCCAUUGAUCCGGCUGGCGAAAUCGAAGGACAUGCGAGUACAGCGUAAUGCGACUGGUGCGCUGCUGAAUAUGACACACUCGGAUGACAACCGACAACAACUCGUUAACGCUGGCGCCAUUCCUGUCUUAGUUCAAUUGCUAUCUUCGUCCGAUGUGGAUGUACAAUAUUACUGCACUACCGCCUUGAGCAAUAUCGCUGUGGAUUCCUCGAACCGCAAGAGACUAGCCCAAACCGAAUCUCGAUUGGUUCAGUCGCUGGUGCAUCUCAUGGAUUCCUCGACUCCCAAAGUCCAGUGUCAGGCUGCUCUGGCACUGCGCAACCUGGCCUCCGAUGAGAAAUACCAACUGGAAAUCGUGCGCGCGAAGGGACUUCCGCCACUUUUACGACUCUUGCAAUCCUCCUACCUCCCCCUGAUACUCUCCGCCGUCGCAUGCAUUCGCAACAUCUCCAUCCACCCCCUCAAUGAAUCUCCCAUCAUCGACGCGGGCUUCCUAAAGCCUUUGGUUGACCUACUAGGCUCGACCGAUAACGAGGAGAUUCAAUGCCAUGCCAUCUCGACCCUGCGGAAUCUGGCGGCCAGCUCGGACCGGAAUAAAGAGCUUGUUCUUCAAGCUGGUGCGGUUCAGAAGUGCAAAGAUUUGGUCCUCCGUGUGCCCCUUAGCGUACAGUCAGAAAUGACGGCUGCAAUCGCUGUGCUGGCUCUCAGCGACGAGUUGAAGCCUCACCUUCUGAGCCUUGGCGUCUUCGAUGUGCUGAUCCCUCUCACUGAGUCGGAGAGUAUUGAAGUGCAAGGGAAUAGUGCCGCCGCGCUGGGAAAUCUUUCCUCUAAGGUUGGGGACUAUUCGAUUUUUGUGCGCGAUUGGGCUGAUCCCAAUGGAGGCAUUCACGGCUACCUCAGCCGAUUCCUUGCCAGCGGCGACCCGACCUUCCAGCACAUCGCUAUCUGGACGCUGCUACAACUCCUCGAAUCCGACGAUCAGAGAUUGAUUGGGUAUAUCGCGAAAUCGGAUGACAUUGUCCAGAUGGUCAAGUCGAUCUCGGACAAGAACAUCGAAUCCGACGAGGAGGAUGCGGAUGAGGGUGAAGGCGAGGUCAUUGCGCUGGCACGGCGAUGCCUCGAGUUCCUGGGGAGUGGUCACAAGCAAACCCUUGUAGAAGGCUAAUCUAAUCUCGUCCUUCCUGAGCGCUUCCGCCGGUUUUCGAAGCUCACUACUUCUAUGUCCUUACGCCGAUAAUCAUUCGAUUCUUCCCCAUGUCUUUUGUCUUACACACUUCGAGUGACUUUCUUAUCUUACUAUACCUUGAGUGUCUUG